This is a messenger RNA of Amoebophrya sp. A25, 7087 nucleotides long. NCBI's taxonomy places the organism in Eukaryota, Dinophyceae, Syndiniales, Amoebophryaceae. The record is from the annotation of a GenBank genome assembly.
GUUUAAUGUUCUGCUUAUUUGGUGGCUAUAAUUGUGAUCUUCAUUUUUCUACUAGCAGUCACAAAAGAAGCAGUAAAGUUCUCUUGAUUUGUUCGAUAGCAAUAACGUCAAUAGCUAUACAUCCUGAACUUCCACAACGACGACGAAAAUGACGGUGCUCAGUAAGCUCGCGAAGCGUUGUUCACCACGCCAAGUCCUCAAUUGUGCGCAACGCUCUCGAGGUGCACUGACUUUGUCAGAGUAUUACGGUGCGGCUGGUAGUAGCCUUUCUGUGACCAGCAACAGCGUUACCAGAUAUGGAGGAGCGUCUGCUGCAGAGCUUUUUUCAAGCGCUCGUUUUUUCAGCAGCGAGCCUGAGAAAAUGGAAUUCAAGGCAGAGACGAAAAAGCUGUUGAAUAUUGUUGCAAAAAGCCUGUACACAGACAAGGAAGUCUUUAUUCGGGAACUCAUAUCCAAUGCUUCCGACGCCUGUGAAAAACUUCGCUUUCUGCAGACGAGUGGCAAAGCGCCAGAAACCUUGACAGCAGCAGAGAAGAAACUGCAAAUCGAGCUUAGCUGUGACGAAACGUUGCGUCUAUUCACAAUCCAAGACUACGGGAUUGGCAUGACAAAAGACCAGCUCGUGAAUAAUUUAGGUAAGCACUUCUAAGUAGUACUAAGAAGUGGUAUUUGCAAUCAUGACAUGUUCAUGUGUUUCGUCUCCUUCGUCGUUGUUCAUCCUUUUUUGAUCGCAUCAUCCUGAUUUCCACAAACCGUAUUGAAAACAAGGCACAAUCGCGCGUUCGGGGUCUCGCGAAUUCUUAGAGCAAACCAGCGACAGCGCAGCUGGGUCCGAGAGCAACACCAUCAUUGGCCAGUUUGGUGUUGGUUUUUACAGUGCAUUCGUCGUUGCCGAUAAAAUCGAAGUUUUCACCCGUAGCGCAGACGCUGCGAACUUGGGUUACAAGUGGACAUCGGAUGGGAUGGGUGAGUUUGAAGUAGCCGAAAUCCCAGACUACACCGACAGGGGAACCAAGAUCGUUCUGCACCUGAAUUAUGGCUGCAAGAAGCAAGAUGUAUAAAACAAUUGCGUAGAAGAACCGAGGUGCUUGAGGCUUCUCCGUCAUCUAGGUCAUCAAGUAAAAUGAAUAUCUGCCAUUUUUCCAGCUAUUGUAAAUAGACGAGAAACAGAGGGCCGCCGCAUCCCGUCAUAAGUUCUAAUCAGAGGAGGAAUGUGCAGAAUUCUCGAAACUGUAUACCGUGAAAGCAUGCGCAAAGAAAUUCAGCUCCUUUGUCGACUUUCCGCUUUUUGUGAACGAAGACGGAGCAUUCAAAGAGCUUAAUAUUAUGGCAACAAAUUUUUAUUCCGUUGCUUUUUCAUCUUCAUAUGAUGCAGCUUAUCGCUGUUGUUCCCAAUCCUAUCCCGCACUCCGUGUUCGUUCAAGCCAAAUAGAGGUACGGAGUUUCCUCGCCAUCGUAUGAUCUUCCCUGGACUUAGAAUUAUUUGGCGCAGUCCACCUUUAAAUCUGAGCAAGAACCGCUGUGGUUGAAGAGUAAAGCCACGGAAGAGGAGCAUGUGGACUUCUACCGGUUUCUCUCGGGCACCAGCUAUGGGGACCCGUUUUACACAUUGAGUUUCGCCUCCGACGUACCCUUAACGAUAAAGAGUCUUUUUUACGUGCCCGAAGACGCACCAUCACGGUUUUUCGCGAAGGAACCAGAAAUAGGUACGAAUUUUUUACUACAGUGUUCACUGGGAUGUUUUUACAUUUUUCUAGCAGGUGCUUCUUAAUCUUAAAGUUCCAGAAAUUGUUGACAUCAACUCUGCCCGUUGUGAAUGGGUUAGUAAUCGCAGUUGCUAGUGAUAAAGAUAAUGUAGAAGUACCUGGAAUCGCAACCACCAAUGAUGAAUGUCGCGAAUUCUGAAUGAACACCAGUUUUUUUCGCCACACUACACUGUCAGACUUGUUUACAACUACGCCAAUUUCAAAUAUACCAGGUGUUGCUCUUCACUGUAGACGGGUGUUGGUGAAAAAGCAAGCGGAAGGAAUCAUUCCGAGGUGGCUGCACUGGCUUCGAGGUGUCGUGGACUGCGAAGAUAUGCCGCUGAACAUCUCGCGAGAGAGUAUGCAGGACACGCAAUUGAUGUUAGGGCUGUAGAUCAUUCAUGUCUCGAUGCAUUCCUGAAAAGUAUGACUCCUUGACUUCUCCCUGAUACUCUUCAAGGAUGCAACUGAAUGAUGAACUUUGGAGAGCCCUAAUGAUGGCAAAGCUUUCGCUUGCGGUAGUUCGGCGAUUUCUGCGAUUCCUAGACCAGCAAGCAAAGAAAGAUCCCGAAAAAUAUCUCAAAUUUUACAAAAACUAUUCUUACUAUUUGAAGGCUGGUCUCAUCGAGGAUAGGGAAACGGGCGGACGACACAAGGUACUUCGUAAUCUCAACAUACCUUUGAUGGUUUAUUUCAAUUUCAGCAACAUCGAGGUUGUAUUUUGAUGUCUUCGUAGUUCAACACUCUACUUAUCUCAACAUUGUUCACUCACCCUCGCUUUACAGGAUGAGCUGACGAAGCUAUUGCGUUUCGGGUGCUCCACUCUUCCGGAGGGGGAGAUGAUUUCCUUGCAGGAUUACGUGGACAAGCACAUGGUUUCUUCGAGUGAUGCCGUACUCAAACAGAAGAAUAUCUAUUACUACUGUGUCCCAAAUCGUGAGACGGCAAUGAACUCUCCGUACAUGGAGCAAUUCAAGGAUAGGAAGCGCGCGGUUUUGUUGAUGCACGAAGACGUAGAUGAGUUUGUCAUCAGCUCUGCUCUUGAUUAUGGAAUCGUGGUAAAAACUGGAUAACAAGAAGAUGAUUAAUUCUUUGAAAUGAAUCGUCAAUGCGAACUAAGUAAAUACGUCGUAAUCAUUACAAAUGGAGGUCCGGAGAGACGGAGACCAUGAACUAUGCCUUCUCUUCCUCCUCUACAGCAAAUACAAUUACUUGAGUUAUAAGAAGCAUCAGUACCUACUAUGUUACACAUAGAAGAUGUUCUAAUCCCUCGGCUUCAAGACUCACCAGCUUAUCGCUGUGGAUGCACAAGACAAGGAUUUUGAACUGGACUUGGACGCAAAGAAGGAGGACGAAUCGAGCAAGACUGAGGCCGAAAAGAUUGAAUUGAGUAUUACACUUCUGGAUGUGGGUCGUGUGAGUAAAAUUGUGUAGGACAAGAAGAUGUUUCGGUAUUUUUUUAAACUUUUUAACUUUGCCGCAGUGAAUUACCUACUGGUCAUUGCCAUAAUGCUGAGUAUGAUGAUGAAUGAUCUUCGGAAUAGACAUCACUUCACCUCUCUCUACUGCAGUCGCUUGUUAUGUCGAAUUUCAAUUAGGUUCGGCGCAGCAGGACGAGCUCAAGUCAUGGAUGAAGGAGCAGCUAGGUACGAAAGCGAUGGAGAUCAAGUUUACCGAUCGACUAGUCUCAUCGCCGGCAGUCGUGACUUCACUCCUGACACCACAUAUGCGGAAGAUGAUGAAGCAAAUGAUGGCAGCUGGCGCAAGCGGAUCCAGCAUGAAUAAUGCAGAUAACGUCCCGAUGACAUUAGAGGUACUGAUAGAGCGCGUGUGCGUUGCUUCAAUCUAGGAUGCCAUUCACUUACUUGCAUGCGCUGGCUAGAUGCGCGGGGAGGUGUAGUGCGCCCGAGCUCGUCGCGGCUUUCGCGGGCGGGAGGAUGGCGCAGCGCAGUGGCUGACUCGGGAGGUGCCCUGAGCGUUCAGCCUGGCAAAGGUGGCGCCUGAUUGAUCUGGCAAAUGGUGCGGCGAAAGUGCCAGCAACGUGGCGCGCACGUCGGUGGGGUUUCUGGUGGGUAUUGCUGUGGGAAAUGAGGGAGCCCGCCACUGCGGCACUGAGUUGCCUCGGCAUCAUUCUCAGAAGCAGGCAGCUGACUGACUAACAAGAUGGAAGCAGCUAAGCGGAGCAGCACGGAAAACCCUGGCACAGCUUUCGAAAAGGGUCGGCUUGUUUUCGUGUUAUAUGAUGCGGAACAAGCGCGCAGAGACUUGGCAAGGCAUCUGGAUGCGCCUCAAGUAGAUACGCGCGCGGGGGCGACCCGACUCACGUAGGAAGGUGGAGGCGAUAAGUGAGGCCAUGGCGGACCGUCGUGCCCAGCAAGUCCAGACUUCUCCACGACGCAGCAACCAGAGGGAGCGGCGGCAGUUUGAGGCUUGGGCGGAAGUUGUGGACGGGGCGCAAGAGUUUCGGCCUCGGUGUGUGAUCUAUCCACCGGCCCAGCGGCUCACGCUGUAUUAUUUUGCCUCGCGCCUUGGGCCCGCUGCUGCUGUGCUGCCCUCAUUCAAGGCCAAAGCAAAAGCGGAGAAUCAACCUGGCGCCGGGCCGCGCUUGUUUCUUUCAUUCGCGGCGUUUCUGGUGCAAAAGUUGGGGCGCCUUUUCCCUUCAUCUGUGGGUGCGUGGGGAGGCCGGGGGCGCUUGCGCUUUGGUUUUGCUAGCUUCGAGGUAUGCAGCAAGUAAAGCGAGCGAACCACAGGCGGGCGCUUUCGCGUGCUGUUUUGUGGGAAGUCUCGCCUCAUACAUUCUCCGCUGCCCUCCUCGUCUUGUCGGCGCCUUGUUUGUUGGCGCUGGCGCUUCUUGUAGGGCGUCACCUGUGAGGUCAGCAACACAGUAGCAAGUGCGGGAGGCUUGGAGCAGCUUCUUUCGCUUGAAACCAGAGCGGUGAGAAGAUGCCUCAGCUUCUUGGUGGCGAUUCUGCCAGCUGAAGCGACAGCAUUCGUCUAGCCUGACCGACGAACCUGAGCUGACGGCGCCAACGCCAAGAACUGAGAAGGCGGCUGGCCUGUCUGCGCCUUGUUUGUCAGUGUCGGCUCUUUCUUGGGUAACAAGAACAGCGCCCAGGCUGCCGGCAGUGCGGGCGCCUGGCUGACAGAAAGGCUGCCGCCCUUGAAGUGGUGUCUGGUUCGUCGGCUUCUCCUUCUCUUUGGUUGUUUUUUUUGCCCUUCGUUGCUUCGGGCUUUCUUUGAUGUUGUUGUUUGAUUAAAAUUAUCUCCCUCUUGCAUUUGCUGCGAGCGAGCUACGUACGACCGCUAGCACCUUGCCGAGGGCGUUCGAUGUGGGUUGUAUUUCUGUGUUUGGCUUUAGGAAGAUUGCUCUAGGGGUAGGGAUUAUUUUCGGGGAACGCGAACGUGUGGUGUUUGUCUGGCGUUCCGUUGUUGCUCGGUUGGCCCUGGGGUCGCAGAGAUGGGGUGGGCACCCUUGUACCGUCAUGGGUUUACUUUCGUGGUUCGGCAUCCUCUCUUGUAUUUUGUUUGUGGGUUAUUGUGAUUUUGUCCACUAUCCCUGGGAUGCGUAUGUUCGUGACCGCUGAGGGCCAUUAUUUGGAGGCAUUCUUUUCCUCAGCGAUGCGUCGUCGUCUUAGGUGUAAUUAAACGUAACAAAAGGCGAGCGUCGAUAUCAGGCAUGUCAGCCAGCUCAAAACGUGCGCGGGGAAGUAGGCCCGUGAAUGUGUGCAGGAAAGUGCUGCGCGCGGAGUAUACCCACUCCAUCGCCAUCGGACUGAUUCCUCGGGAAAGGGAAAUAACUUCAAAGGUGACAUCAUCCAAUGCUUCUCUGUGAAACAGGUCUCUGCCAAGCAUCCAGUGAUUAAGACACUCUAUUCGAUAAAGCAGUCGAAUGCAGAUGUGGCGAAAUUGAGUGUAGAAUUGCUUUUUGACAACGCCUGCAUUGCUGCGGGUAUGCUUGACGAGCCACGGUCGGUGCUGCCUCGGCUGAACAAGAUAUUAGAAACAAUGGUCAUGCAGGGCGCUGGCUACGACUACGGAAAGAAGUUAUGACCAAUGAGAGUCCAUCAUAUCGUACACGUACUCGUGUUUCUUGAUGAUCAAAAUCCAGUCAGUAAGUACGCAUCCUACACAUAACGAUAUCGUCGUGUCUAGUAGUACCUUGCUUUUCCUUUACCAAUGAUUUACAUAGUUUUAGUUGUGAUCAUUUUUCUAAGCCCAGCCUAUCAACAAGUGGAAGGAGCUUCGUCCUCAGGUACAGCCGGGAACGACACAGCAGCCUCGUCAACGACAGAGACUUCGGAGACCACAGCUUCAAGCGACCCAACUGUGAGCAAUCCUGUUGACGGUGGCAGCAGCAAUGUUGCCAUGGGUAGCACAGAAUAUGGAGGGCGGGUGCAAGAAGUAAAGAUGCAAUAAUGACACGUGCGAAACAUCUAUUCGAUCGAAGCAAGAGUCACUUCUUUGGGUGCUGUCGUGUCUUCUUGAGCAUCACUGCUCUACUUGAACAAUCGAUAUUGUAACAAAAUUAUCAUCUCAUUAGGUUGAAAUCUAAUCAAUUGAUGAGGACUUUUCUUCGCUAGCGCGUGAGCGUGUGUACGCGCGAGCAUGGUGUCUCCGCGCGACGGAGGAUGAUGCAAGCUACCCUGAUAAUUUUCCUAAAAUUUCCUGUAAAAUAUAACGACCACAUGUAGGGACUACUUGAAACACAUUUCUCAGGUCACACCCUAGAGUGACAACGAUUACGCUUCAAACGAAUUAUUUAUCCCACCACAAAGAAGAUUCUGGAAAAAGACCUAUCGAUGCAUCCCACACCUAAGAAACCUGUGAUGAUGAGGUGUGCGCGCUUCCUUGUGAUUGCGAGACCAUUCUUGUGUCUGGUCUGCUCAAAAAUAAUAGUUCUUGUUCUUCAUAAAGCGCUAUAAGCGGAUACUUUUAUGAAUACGUUGGAAACCUUUGUUCUUGAGAAAAGGAGAUGAUGAUUACAAUUCCAACAACUGUGGCGAUUUGACUUCUGUGUCUAUGGGGAUGAAGCGUGCUCCAGUCAGAACGAUUGAAGGCAAAGACUGAUCGCGGACGUAGCUUGCGAACAGCCGCGCUCUCACUUCGCAUCUACAUUCAACUUCCGAGCAAAGCGCUGCUUGGUGAGUGGUUUCGUGUUAAUUUCGGAGUAUAGUCUCACCCAAUAGCCGAAUGCUUUGACAGAUUGAUAGGUUAGGUUCGUUUCUGAUUCUGAUCCUGCAGAAAUUGAAAUUUGAUGAAAGUGAAACUGCACCACCCCUGAAUAAAUCAAAAUUGUUGCUGCAGAAGGCACAAUGAAGGAUUCUCCUUAUCAUGAUCCCGAU